Sugiyamaella lignohabitans is the source of this 1905-nucleotide messenger RNA. RefSeq names its product Lap2p (gene LAP2). Gene Ontology annotation, molecular function: zinc ion binding; epoxide hydrolase activity; metallopeptidase activity. Gene Ontology annotation, biological process: proteolysis. Gene Ontology annotation, cellular component: cytosol. The transcript has a single exon. The coding region runs from base 1 to 1905 and encodes 634 amino acids. NCBI's taxonomy places the organism in Eukaryota, Fungi, Ascomycota, Dipodascomycetes, Dipodascales, Trichomonascaceae. The record is from RefSeq and is a predicted model, not a curated record.
AUGACUAGCACACUACUCGAGAAGAGAAGACCUGCUCAAUCGCCGGAGUUAGAUCCUUCUACUCUUUCCAACUACAAGAAGUUCACGGUCCACAAAACUGAUAUCUUCUUUAAGGUUAAUUGGACCAAAAAGAUUCUCACUGGUUUGGUCAAUUACAACUUGGAAGUAAACGACAUUUCAACCAGUGAUAUCGUUCUUGAUACUUCUUAUUUGAAUGUUGCGAACAUUAAGUUCAACGGGGAGGAGAUUAGAAACUACAAUAUCGCAGCUAGAAAUGGUCCCUUGGGAUCAGCUUUGACUAUUCCAAUUAAAGCUACAAAUGGCAAGUCUGAUCUCACUAUUGAAUUUUCUACCACCGAUGAAUGUACUGGUUUACAAUGGUUAAAUCCUGAACAAACUUCCGAUGGCACUGCACCUUACUUGUUCUCACAAUGUCAGGCCAUCCAUGCCAGAUCACUGUUCCCUUGUUUCGACACUCCAUCUGUGAAAGUUCCAUACUCAAUGCACAUUGAAUCGAUCUAUCCUACUCUUUCUAGUGGUAACCCUGUUAAAACGAACGAGUCCACUCUUCCUAGUGGCUUCUUCUCUACUGAUGACCCUAAGCAAAAGAUCUAUUCGUUUGAGCAAGAGAUCCCCAUUCCUAGUUAUCUGUUCUCAAUUGCCAGUGGUAACAUCAAGUCUGCCGAGAUUGGGCCUCGUUCUCUUGUGUACACUGAGCCCGGUGAACUAGAUGAUUGUAAAUAUGAGUUUGAAGCCGAUACUGAGAAUUUUAUUCAAGCUGCGGAGAAAAUUGUGUUCCCUUAUUCGUGGAAGACUUAUAAUGUUCUGGUUUUGCCCAAGUCAUUUCCCUACGGAGGUAUGGAAAAUCCCAAUCACACUUUUGCCACCCCUACUCUUAUCGAUGGAAAGAGACAAAAUGUUGAUGUAAUUGCCCAUGAAUUGGCUCAUUCCUGGAGUGGUAAUUUAAUUUCCAACUGCUCAUGGAACCAUUUCUAUCUCAAUGAAGGUUGGACUGUCUAUCUCGAACGUCGUAUUAUUGGAGCUGUUCAUGGUGAGGCUCAUAGACAUUUCUCGGCCAUUAUUGGAUGGAAGGACCUCGAAGAGAGUAUCAAGAGCAUGGGAGAUGAUGCUGCUGCUUAUAGCAAGUUGAUUGUGGAUCUCAGCGGUGGAAAAGACCCUGAUGAUGCUUUUUCAACUGUUCCUUAUGAAAAAGGAUUCAAUCUCUUAUUCCAUCUAGAAAACCUUGUGGGUGGCAAAGAGGUCUUUGAUCCCUUCAUCCCUUAUUACUUCAACAAGUUCAAAUGUAAGUCCUUAGACUCAUAUCAAUUUUAUGAUACCAUCUAUGAGUUCUUCCAUGAUAAGAAGGAUCUUUUGGAUACAGUUGACUGGGAUGCCUGGUUUUUCACUCCAGGUUUACCUCCUAAGCCUAAGUUUGAUACCUCUAUUGCUGAUGCUUGCUACUCUCUUGCCUCAAAAUGGAUUGAAGCCCUUUCUGCUGGUGGGGACUAUUCUGCCUUUAAUAAGGAUGAUAUUGCAUCUUGGACUUCGACUCAAUCAUUUGUAUUCCUUGAUGCUGUUGCCGAUGGUAUCGAGAAGCUCGACGUUGAGGUUUCUCAGGUCGCAAAGGCUGCCUCGGCUUUAGACAGUGCUUAUUCACUCUCCUCCUCUAGUAACGCUGAGGUUAUUUCUCGUUGGUAUAGACUUGUUGUUGCCGCCCAGUUGAAGUCUGAGUAUGAACCAUUAGCCAACUGGUUGGGUACUGUUGGUCGUAUGAAAUUUGUUAGACCCGGUUUUAGACGACUCAACUCUGUGGAUAGGGAAUUGGCCCUAGCUACUUUUGAAAAGAACAAGACCUUCUACCACCCAAUCUGUCGGGCUAUGGUAACCAAGGACUUGGGUUUGUAA